AAAAAAAAAGGCAGUGCGGUUUAGAGGUUACCAGCAGCAAGACAGCCAGAAGCUACUUUGCUAUUUAUUGCAUGGCAUGAGGGCAGAAGAACACCAGAGUGAGUAAAGGAAUUUUUAAAGAAUUUAGUAAUUCUACUGAAAAAUUGAAUGAAGAACUAAAAAAUAAAGUUAAAGAUUAUUAAAAAAAUCAGUACCAAAUUUUCUGGAUCACAUCUUUGGUGGUGAAUUAACUGGUACAAUCAUGUGUGAUGAAUACAGAACUGUCUCCUUGGUUCAUGAAUCUUUCCUUGAUUUGUCUCUCCCAGUUUUAGAUGAUCAGAGUGUUAAGAAAAGUAUAAAUGAUAAAAAUGUGAAAAAGACAAUGGAGGAUGACAGUAAAGACAGCGAGGAAGAAAAGGAUAAUGAUAGUUACAUAAAAGAGAGAAAAGAGAUUCUUUCAGGAAUAAGCAAGUACUUACAGAAAAAAGCAAAGAAGCAAGCCAAGAACCAAAGAAGGCAACAAAAAAUUCAAGGAAAAGUUCUCCAUUUAAAUGAUAUUUAUACUGUUGACUGUCCUGAAGAUAAUGAAUGUGAGGGUGAAAGGUCACUUCAGGAAGAAGUGGAUCUUAAAUCCAACCAUGUUUCACAUGAGGAAGUUGCACAUGAAGAAUUUUGUGUUAAUCAGAAAGCUCUGAAUAGCCAAGAGAAAGCAGUAGAAAGCAUAACUGACAAUCAAAAAUCCAUAGAAGAAGUAGAUAUAAUAACUGUCAAUGUGGAUAAUGAUCUGGAGGAUUUGGCAUCUUCUACUGAAUGCACUAGGACUUCAGAUGGUGCCCGUCUGGAGGAAGAGAGCAGUGGUGAAGCAGACAUUUCCAAUGAUUUCAAACACCCUAACUUAAAUGGUGCUCUUGGACCUGAUGGAAUAAACACAGAGAUUUUGAAUGACGGUCAUAUUCCUGUGGCAAAGGUGUACGAGGUUGUAAACGAAGAUCCAGAAACUGCUUUUUAUACUCUUGCAAACAGGGAAGCUUUCAGUACUGAUGAGUGUUCGAUCCAACACUGUUUAUAUCAGUUCGCCCAUAAUGAGAAACUUAGAGAUGCAGAUAAACUGCUUUGUGAAGUAUGCACAUGGAGACAGUGUAAUGGGUCAAAGGUGAGAAGACGCAUGUUUAUACUGAUGCCGAAAAGCAAAUGCUAAUUUCUCUUGCUCCUCCUGUCUCUCUCUUCAUUUAAAAAGAUCUCAGCAGGCUGGUUUUAGCCUACGCAAAGUUAACAAACACAUACAGUUUCCAGAAAUCUUAGAGUCGGCUCCUUUUCAUACUCGCCAGUGCAGGAAUGUUGCUGAAGACAAUCCAAGAGCACUAUAUUCCUGAUAUGGAGUUGCUGAACCCAGUGGUACUGAGGUCGGGCACUACACUGCCUAUGCCAAGGCAAGACCUGCAAAUAAUCGUCUCUCUAAUCUUGGUCUUCAUGGUGAUAUUCCACAAGAUUUUGAAGUGGAAUCAACCAAAGGGCAAUGGCUUCACAUCAGCGAUACACUUCUUAGAGUUUCAGUUCUCAUUUGGGGAAUAGGUUAUCACAAGCAAAUGGAGACUUCCACAAAAUAGUAUCUAAUUCUGCCUAUUUGGAGAACAGUGUGGAAAGACUGAAGCUCAGAAAAAUAAAAUGACUAGGACAAAGUCGUGCCCAAUUAGAGCCAUAUCCCAUACCUGAACCCAGUGUAUUGGUCAGCUACUGCUGCAUAAUAAACAUCCCUAAACCACAGCAAUGUAAACCGUUCACAUUCCCUUCUCAUGCACCCACUGGGAAUUUGCUAGGACGCUCUGGCCAAGGAGGCUGGGUCAAGGCAACGCAGCCCCUGGAGCUCGCUGCCAAAGUGCAUGACAGGCUUUCUUACACCACCUGCCAACGAGAGCCCACCAUGUGGCCAAGCAGCACUAUGGGGUGGAGAGGACACCUCGAGGGAGAGCACAGACACCUGCAGGACAGAUGUCACACAGGAGGGCAGCACAGCCCCAAGGAGAACAACAAAGAGAAGCCGCGCCCUCUGCUCCUGCGGCUCAGGAACAAAAUGCAGAAGGAGUAUUCUGAGCCUGCAGCCACUGAGCCAGCAACAGAGCUGGCACUGGGCCACACCCCAUCCCCAUGAGCUCGUCGGCCCCUUGUUCCCUGUGAGGCCUGGGAGCACUCACCAGCUGGAUGGUGACACGGGGGACAGCGGCCUGCCCAUUUGACUGCAAGUGGCAGGUACCCAAGGCCAUGUGGAA
Messenger RNA from Heterocephalus glaber (naked mole-rat), 2246 nucleotides. Lineage: Eukaryota; Metazoa; Chordata; Mammalia; Rodentia; Bathyergidae. The record is from RefSeq and is a predicted model, not a curated record.